CCGAGACGCUUGGCAAUUUCAACUUCCCAUCUGCUCUCACCGCCAGCGUUUAUCAGCGUCGUAUCGGAAACCAAACUCGUUCUUUCUCUAUCCCUGUUUCGCCGACAAGAAAUUGUGAAACGAGAACGCCACCGACCUGGAAACUGGGUUAAAGAGGGCUGCAGUUAAAUUUUUAUUGAAAACCGAAAGAAAAAGGCCCGCUCGCACGAUUUAGAAGCGGUUCGUUUUUAUCCAUCCAUAGCGAAUUCCGGCUUCGGAAAGCACGAAAAAACGGCCCGAGCGGAGUUAUAUGUGGUUGCAUAUUGAAACAGAUCCAUAAGGCAAAUUGCGCCAUUAAAGGAGCAUACCGGGGAACCAUUAUGAACGUCGCGGAGAAAAGGCGCCUUUCGAAAAGGGAACACUUUUAGGCAAUUAAUCUCCAUCUGUUCGCGAGCGGAAAAAGAGUUCGAAUCGAUCUCGAAGGAAAGUCGCUGGUGGAUGCUGGUUGAAGGAGAAAAGGAUAAUUGUUUCCUUCUUUACCAAUAGCCAGAAUAGAGAGGAUCGUCGUCGUUUUUGCAGUUCGAUUCAUUAAAAAGAGCACACAAAAUGGGAAACAAAACAUCCUGCUGCUCGUACUCCAGUCCACCGCCGGCGCGGAAAGCGAAGGAGGCCCCGGUGUUCGAGGAGCACCUGCCGGAGGGAGAGCUGUCCACAAAUAACCUGCAGCACAUUUCGGAGCGUGAGGGUGACGACGGGGAGCACGAUCCGUCCGUCGAUCCGUCCGCGGGCACCAUGUUCCUGGAGCGCUCGAAGCAGAGCCUGGAGAAUGGGAUGACGCGCAAAAAGUCCCAGCACCAGAUCGCCCCCCAAGGGCCCGGCGCGGGCGGUGGUGGAGGUGGUGGUGGUGGCGGAGGUGGCGGAGGUGGUGGUGGCGGUGGAAGUGGUGGUGUGCUGAAAAAGAGUAGCAGCUGCUCGACGAUCUACCUGGACGACAGUACCGUUUCGCAGCCGAACCUCAAGAACACGGUUAAGUGUGUAUCGCUAGCGAUCUACUAUCACAUCAAGAACCGUACCAGCGAGCGGCGGAUAGACAUCUUCGACGAGAAGCUGCACCCGUUGACGCGCGACCCCGUGCCGGAGGACUACGACCGGCACAAUCCGGAGCACCGGCAGAUCUACAAGUUCGUGCGGACGCUGUUCAAUGCGGCGCAGCUGACGGCCGAGUGCGCCAUCAUCACGCUCGUCUACCUCGAGCGGCUGCUGACGUACGCCGAGCUGGACAUUGCGUCGUGCAACUGGAAGCGGAUAGUGCUCGGUGCGAUCCUGCUCGCGAGCAAAGUGUGGGACGAUCAGGCAGUCUGGAACGUCGACUACUGCCAGAUCCUGAAGGACAUCACCGUCGAGGACAUGAACGAGCUCGAGCGGCAGUUCCUGGAGCUGCUGCAGUUCAACAUCAACGUGCCGUCGUCGGUGUACGCCAAGUACUACUUCGACCUGCGUACGCUUGCCGAAGCGAACGAGUUGUCCUUCCCGACCGAACCGCUCUCGAAGGAGCGCGCCCAGAAGCUGGAAGCGAUGUCGCGCGUCAUGCAAGACAAGGCGACGGCCGAGGCGCUCAAGAAUGGUAUGAAGAAGUGGUCCUCGAUCGACAACAUCCACCAGCAGGGUGGCGUACGGCGCAGUGUGGCCAUCCUGUCGUGAUUUUCUUCUCCUACUCCGUCAUGGUUUCGAAGU
This is a messenger RNA of Anopheles coustani, 1713 nucleotides long. It is a transcript of the gene CycY, whose product is annotated as cyclin-Y-like protein 1. Bases 586 to 1680 code for a protein of 364 amino acids. Gene Ontology annotation, molecular function: cyclin-dependent protein serine/threonine kinase activator activity; protein kinase binding. Gene Ontology annotation, cellular component: plasma membrane. The transcript has a single exon. The record is from RefSeq and is a predicted model, not a curated record. NCBI's taxonomy places the organism in Eukaryota, Metazoa, Arthropoda, Insecta, Diptera, Culicidae. Gene Ontology annotation, biological process: regulation of cyclin-dependent protein serine/threonine kinase activity; regulation of canonical Wnt signaling pathway.